Molecule: messenger RNA, 5720 nt
Organism: Pseudoliparis swirei
Lineage: Eukaryota; Metazoa; Chordata; Actinopteri; Perciformes; Liparidae
Gene: cftr
Product: CF transmembrane conductance regulator
Exons: 26
Coding region: 28-4650 (1540 amino acids)
Biological process (GO): bicarbonate transport; chloride transmembrane transport
Cellular component (GO): cytosol; apical plasma membrane; plasma membrane
Molecular function (GO): ATP hydrolysis activity; ATP binding; ABC-type transporter activity
Source: RefSeq, a predicted model, not a curated record
UGCAGAGAAACCGGCGGCGCGCUGAGGAUGCAGAAGUCACCGGUGGAAGACGCCAACUUCCUCUCCAAAUACUUCUUCUGCUGGACCGCGCCGCUGCUCAGGAAGGGCUUCCAGAAGAAGUUGGAGCUGACGGACGUGUACAAGGCGCCGUCCUUCGACCUGGCGGACAACCUCUCGGAGAGACUGGAGAGAGAAUGGGACAGAGAGGUGGUGUCGGCCAAGAACAAGCCCCGGCUGAUGAGGGCGCUGGCUCGGUGCUUCUUCGGCCCCUUCGCCUUCUUCGGUUUCCUCCUCUACCUCGGGGAGGUGUCCAAGGCGGUGCAGCCUCAGCUCCUCGGCCGCAUCAUCGCCUCCUUCGACCCGUUCCACGCCCCGGAGCGCAGCCAGGGCUACUUCCUGGCCCUGGGCCUCUGCCUCCUCUUCACCGCCCGCUUCCUGCUGCUGCAGCCCGCCAUCUUCGGCCUGCACCACCUGGGCAUGCAGAUCCGCAUCGCCCUGUUCAGCCUCAUAUACAAGAAGACCCUGAAGCUGUCCAGCCGAGUCCUGGAUAAGAUCAGCACCGGUCAGCUGGUCAGUUUGAUGUCGGCGCAUCUCAACAAGCUGGAUGAGAGUCUGGGUCUGGCCCACUUCAUCUGGAUCACCCCCCUGCAGUGCAUCCUGUGCGUGGGUCUGAUCUGGGAGCUGAUCGAGGUCAACGGCUUCUGCGCCCUGGCCUCCCUCAUGCUGCUCGGCAUCAUCCAGGCCUGGCUGUCGCAGAAGAUGGGCCCUCACCGCGCGGUGCGAGGAGAGAUGAUCAGCCGCCGUCUGGCGCUCACCUCGGAGAUCAUGGAGAACAUCCACUCGGUGAAGGCGUACGGCUGGGAGGACGUGAUGGAGUCCAUCAUCAAGAACAUCAGGCAGGACGAGAUGACGCUGACGAGGAAGAUCGGCUCUCUGCGUUACUUCUACAGCGCCUCCUACUUCUUCUCCGCCAUCUUGGUGAUCGUGUCCGCCAUCGUGCCGCACGCGCUCAGCAAGGGCAUCAUCCUGCGCCGCAUCUUCACCACCGCCUCCUACUGCAUGGUGCUGCGCAUGACGCUGACCCGCCAGCUGCCGGGCUCCAUCCAGAUGUGGUACGACACGCUGGCGCUGGUCAAGAAGAUCGAGGAGUUCUUGAUGAAGGAGGAGUACAGAGUCCUGGAGUACAACCUGACCACCACCGACCUGGAGCUGGUCAACGUCUCCGCCUCCUGGGACGAGGGCAUCGGCGAGCUGUUCGAGAAGAUCAAGCAGGAGAACAAGGCGGGCGGCGACCUCUUCUUCACCAACCUCUACGUCACGCCGGUGCUGAGGAACAUCAGCCUGCAGCUGGGGAGGGGAGAGAUGCUGGCGGUGGCCGGCUCCACCGGCUCGGGGAAGAGCUCGCUGCUCAUGAUGAUCCUGGGGGAGCUGGUUCCCUCGGAGGGGACGGUCCGGCACAGCGGGCGCGUCUCCUUCUCGCCGCAGACGUCGUGGAUCAUGCCCGGAACGAUCCGCGACAACAUCCUGUUCGGACUCACGUACGACGAGUUCCGCUACACCUCCGUCAUCAAGGCCUGCCAGCUGGAGGAGGACUUCGACCUGCUGCCCGAGAAAGACAAGACGCAUCUCCUGGAAGGAGGGGUGACCCUCAGCGGGGGUCAAAGGGCACGCCUCGGCCUGGCCAGGGCUGUGUAUAAAGAUGCGGACCUCUACCUGCUGGAUGCACCUUUCACCCACCUGGACAUCGUGACGGAGAAAGAGAUCUUUGAGAAAUGCGUGUGCAAGCUCAUGGCGUCCAAGGCGCGCAUCGUGGUCACCAGCAAGCUGGAGCACCUGAAGCGGGCGGACCGGAUCCUGCUGCUGCACAACGGCGAAUGCUUCUUCUACGGAACCUUCUCGGAGCUGCAGGCCAAGCGGCCCGACUUCAGCUCCCUGCUCCUCGGCAUGGAGGCCUACGACAACGUCAACGCGGAGCGCCGCAGCUCCAUCCUCACCGAGACGCUCCGCCGGGUCUCCGUCGACGAGACCGCCGGCGGCUUCCGGGGCCCGGAGACGCUCCGCCGGUCCUUCCGGCAGCCGCCGGCGCCUCCGAUGAUAUCCGGAUCCCAGGCGCACCCCGGGGGCGACGGCUACCCGGAGAAACGCAAACAGUCCCUCAUCCUCAGUCCGCUGGCGGCGGCGCGCAAGUUCUCCUUCAUCGGGAACUCCCAGCCGGCCUCGAACGCCCCGCAGUCCACGGCGAUGGAGGACGGGGCGCGGGAGCUCUCCGAGCGGAGGUUCUCGGUGGUGCCCGAGGACGACCAGGUGGAGGAGGUGCUCCCCAGGGGGAACCUGUACCACCACGGGCUGCAGCACCUCACCGGGCAGCGCCGCCAGUCCGUCCUGGCGUUCAUCACCAAGUCUCAGGGCCAGGAGCGCCGGGAGCAGAUCCAGUCGUCCUUCAGGAAGAAGCUGUCCGUCACACCGCAGUGCGACCUGGUGGCCGAGCUGGACAUCUACGCCCGCCGCCUGUCCAGGGACAGCAUCUACGACAUCAGCGAGGACGUGGACGAGGCAGACAUGGAGCAAUGCUUCGCAGAUGAGCGGGAGAACAUCUUUGAAACUACGUCAUGGAGCACGUACCUCCGCUACAUCACCACCAACCAGAGCUUAGUCUACGUCUUAAUUUUCAUCGUCCUCGUCUUCUUCCUCGAGGUUGCUGGUUCAGUCAUUGGGAUUUUCCUCAUCACUGACGAGAUCUGGCGGGACGGCGCCAACCCCGAGUCGCCCAACUUCAUCGACGUGCAGCACCCCAACGCCUCGUCGCCCGCCGCCCACCUGGCGGUCAUCGUCACGCCGACCAGCGCCUACUACAUCAUCUACAUCUACGUGGCCACGUCGGAGAGCGUGCUGGCCCUCGGCUUCUUCCGGGGCCUCCCGCUCGUGCACACGCUGCUCACCGUGUCCAAGCGGCUGCACGAGCAGAUGCUGAGCGCCGUGCUGCGGGCGCCGAUGGCCGUGCUCAACACCAUGAAGACCGGCCGCAUCAUGAACAGAUUCACCAAGGACAUGGCCACCAUCGACGACAUGCUGCCCCUGGUGCUGUUCGACCUCAUUCAGCUCACGCUGAUCGUCACGGGCGCCAUCUUCACCGUGUCCAUCAUACGGCCGUACAUCUUCAUCGCCGUCAUCCCGCUGGCCACCAUCUUCGUCGCCCUCAGAAAGUACUUCCUGCGAACUGGACAGCAACUCAAGCUGCUGGAGGCUGAAGCCCGCAGCCCCAUCUUCUCCCACCUCAUCAUCUCCCUGAAGGGCCUGUGGACCAUCCGGGCGUUCGGCCGCCAGUCGUACUUCGAGACGUUGUUCCACAAGGCGCUGAACACGCACACGGCCGCCUGGUUCCACUACCUGGCCACGCUGCGCUGGUUCCUCUUCCGCUGCGACAUCAUCUUCGUCCUCUUCUUCACCGCCGCCGCCUUCAUCGCCGUGGGAACCAACCAGGACAAACCAGGGGAGGUCGGCAUCAUCGUGGCCCUGGCCAUGCUCAUCCUGGGGACGUUCCAAUGGGCCGUCAUCACCAGCAUCACUGUAGACGGACUGAUGCGUUCCGUGGACCGCGUGUUCAAGUUCAUCGACUUGCCGUCAGAGGAGCAGCCGGCGGUGGCGGGCCGCGGGGCGCCGGACCUCGUCAUCCAGAACCCGCACGCCGCCGGCUGCUGGCCCAACCGCGGCCGCAUGGACGUCCAGGGCCUCAGCGCCAAGUACACCGAGGGGGGCCGCGCCGUGCUCAGGGACAUCUCCUUCACCGUGGAGGGGGGGCAGAGCAUCGGCCUGCUGGGCCGCACCGGCUCGGGGAAGAGCACCCUGCUGUCCGCUCUGCUGCGCCUGGCCUCCACCGAGGGGGAGAUCUCCAUCGACGGGGUCUCCUGGAGCUCCGUGCCGCUGCACACCUGGAGGAGGGCCUUCGGGGUGGUGCCGCAGAGGGUUUUCAUUCUCACCGGAACCUUCCGGAUGAACCUGGAUCCUCACGAGCGCCACAGUGACGAGGAGCUGUGGCGGGUCGCGGAGGAGGUGAGAGAACCCCUGAAGCUGGACGCACCUCCUCCUGCUGCUCCUCCUCUGACCCCCUCUCCUCCAGGUGGGCCUGAAGUCGGUGAUCGAACAGUUCCCCGACAAGCUGGACUUCCGCCUGGAGGACGGCGGCAACGUGCUGAGCAACGGCCACAAGCAGCUGCUGUGCCUGGCGCGCUCCAUCCUCAGCAAGGCCCGCAUCCUGCUGCUGGACGAGCCCUCGGCCUACCUGGACCCCAUCACGCUGCAGGUCCUCAGGAAGACGCUGAAGCACUCGUUCUCGCGCUGCACCGUCAUCCUGUCGGAGCACCGGGUGGAGCCGCUGCUGGAGUGCCAGUCCUUCCUGAUGAUCGAGGGCAGCUCCAUGAAGAGCUACGACUCUCUCCAGAAGCUUCUGAACGAGACGAGCCACCUGAAGCAGGCCAUGAGCCCCUCCGACAGGCUCCGCCUCUUCCCCACGCUGCACCGCCUCAACUCCAGCAAGCGGGCGCCGCCGCCGGCCGCCAAGAUCUCCUCGCUGCCGGAGGAGGCCGAGGAGGAAGUGCACGACACUCGCCUCUAACACACACACACACACACACACAGGUUCGAUACCGAUGAUUUACCCUCCCAGAUAUUUUAGUUUUUAAAGAGAACGAGAACUCAAUUUGUAGAUUUUGCACUGAAAGAAAAUGUAAAAAAAAGAAACUGACAGUUUUGAUGAAUUUAAUAUAAACCAGAAGCUUUAAUCCUGAACUCUGAUCCAUUUAAAGUUCCUUUACUCGGUCAUGCUGUCCUUUGAGGGGGGGGGGCUGCAUUCUCUCUCCUGACCACCAGGGGGCGCCUCCUCAGGUCUAAAUGAACUCAGUCUUCUGUGUUUUCCAACAGGAAUAUUUAAAAACAAUUCAACAGGAAGUAAAUCCCCGUUUCACACGUACAGAUAUCUUCGUCUACCUUCUUUUAUAAAUACCUCCGUCCACGCUGUGACACAAAAAACGACUGCGAAGACUCGCCGGGCCACUAGAGGGCGACACACACACACACACACACCACACACACACACUCGGAGACCUUGACUGUUCGAUCCGAACGCACUUUAGAGACACCCCAAGGUACUGAAACGGUUCCUCUUCCCUUUUACUUUACGAAGCGUAGCAGGAGAACCUUUUGACCCCACAACACCUUUUUUACUUUACUUUAAUUAAAUUUGCUUUACUUUAAUUUACUUUACUUUCUUCAGCCUCUGUUUUUGACGCUGAUUCAUUUAAAAAGAAGAAAAAAAGUGCAUUUUCUAUAUGAAAUAUAUAUUUUUUCAGAGCCGCAAACAUCAACAACUUCCCUCUGGAGCUGGAGACGAGUGACAUCACUUGCUUUCUCUGUAUGUGGAGUGACAUCACUUCCUUUCUCUGUAUGUGGAGUGACAUCACUUCCUUUCUCUCUAUGUGGAGUGACAUCACUUCCUUUCUCUGUAUGUGGAGUGACAUCACUUCCUUUCUCUCUAUGUGGAGUGACAUCACUUCCUUUCCUUCGCCAUCAUGAGUUUUGGAAAGCAGCGAUGCCAAAGCCUUUGUCCGUACCGCGGUGAAAGCCUGGCUGUGUGAACGGAGCUUCAUAGGAAACACAAACAUGUAUAAAUGUAUUUGUUCAAUCAAUUAUAUUUUCAGGAAAACUAUAAAGAUUUUUGAGAACGU